AUGGGAGGGCUGGAAUGCCCUCCAGAUCUGAUCGUCGCGCAGGACGAUCUAGAGACGGCGAAAGCGCAGAAGGCCGACGCGGAGGCGCUUCUGACAGAUAUGACUAAACAGGUGGCGCGGGCACAGUCUUUUCUCUCUAAGAAGCUAAAAGUUAUCGAGGACCCCGCGAGCGUCCAGGAGGAAAUUACCGCGCAGCAGCACGUGAUCGAUGACGCUAAGUUUGAGCUGGACGAAGCCGCUGCGGCGUAUGAGGAUGCCAAGGCUGCAGUGAUUCAAGCCCAGGCCAACGCGAGCUACGCGAAUGCGUCUAUUCCUGCCAAGUCCGCGAAUGUGAGCAACGCGAAGACUCUGCAGAGCAAGGCGGUGAGUAACAAGAACAGCGCGGACUCGGCGGCGAAUCUUAUGGCUUCUCGCGCGUACAACGCCACGCUCGCUGCUCAGCAGGCUGAGGCAGCUGCUAAGUCUGCGGGUUACACGUGGGUGUGGUAA
This is a messenger RNA of Closterium sp. NIES-65, 489 nucleotides long. The record is from the annotation of a GenBank genome assembly. NCBI's taxonomy places the organism in Eukaryota, Viridiplantae, Streptophyta, Zygnematophyceae, Desmidiales, Closteriaceae.